AUGGCCCAGAUACAUAAAGUCUUGUUUUUUAUUUUACUAGGAACCUGUACAUUGUGCUUCUCAGUCUAUCGUUAUCUCUUAAAUGAUGAAAACAGUUAUUGGAAAUCUGAUGAAAUUUUAGAAAUAAAAAAGAAUCCGGGUCUAUUGAUAGAUACUCCAGGUUGUAAAUUGCUAAAAUUGGAUCCUUAUGAUCCAACUUUGAAACAUAUUAUUGCUAACAGAGGAAAGUAUAGUUGUCCUGGUAUUCCAUCGUUUCUAGUUCUUAAACCCAAUAGUAAAAUACUAUUGAAUGAAACAAUAUUACAUACUCAUUAUAAAUUGAAAUCGAGCAAUAUUUCAUGCUGGUAUCAAAACAUUCUUCGUCCAAUAGAACCUUCAAAAAGUAAGAGAGAAAACUCAUAUUCUUUCGGACCAAAGAAAAAACUUGAAUUCAAUGUCCCACUAGGCCUGGAUCAUGUCAUAAUAAACUGUGAUUUAGCAGGAAAACAUUUCACGCAGUACAUUCAUUUAGUGCCUAUCAAAAAUGAAACUCAGAUAGAUAGGUCUAGAGUCAACAGAAAUAGUUCUUCAAUAGACUUGAAUGUUAUUCUUUUUGGCAUCGAUUCGAUAUCAAAACUAAAUUUUUUACGUCGUUUUAAAAAAACUCGUUUAUUUCUUGAGCAGCACCUCUCUCCCUUUGAAAUGAAUGGUUAUAUAAAAGUCGGUGAUAAUACUUUUCGAAAUUUAACACCCUUGCUUACUGGUCACUUUGUUGAAUAUUACUGGAAUGAGUCCGUAAGAAAUACAAUGUUUUUUGAUGAUAUGGAUUUAAUUUGGAAAAUAUUUUCGAAGAAAGGUUAUCGCACAUUUUAUGCAGAAGACGAUCCCAUUUAUGGGACUUUUAAUUAUAACAAAAGAGGUUUCAAACAUCCACCUACUGAUUAUUAUUAUAGGCCACUAUCCUUGGCUAUUGAUGGAUCUACUUUGAAGAAAAAAAGUAAGCCUUAUUGCAUUGAUUCGCAAUUAGAGGUGGAUAUCGUCCAUAAUUACCUAAGAGAUUUUAUAGUUACAAUGGAAAGUAGACCUUAUUUUGCAUUUUUGAUGGUUUCAAAACUUACCCAUAACUAUCUGAAUUAUGCUAGCUAUGCCGAUGAACCAACAUAUAGACUUCUUAAAAAUCUUUGGGAAAUUGGGGCUUUCAACGAAAGUCUUCUCGUAUUUUUCAGUGAUCAUGGAAUACGUUUUGGUGCUAUAAGGCAAACAUACAUAGGAAAAUUUGAAGAAAGAAUACCAUUUAUGUAUGUCUGUGUUCCGCAAAAGCUGCUUAAAAAAUAUCCACAAUUCGCUAAGAAUCUUUGGAAAAACCAAAAUCGUUUAACCACCCCAUUUGACAUUCACGCUACAAUGGUUCAUUUGGUACAUCUAGACGAAGGAAUAUCUGAAAAAGAGAUACUCUCAAUUUCACCAAAUGGUCUAAGCCUUUUUUCAGAGAUAUCAGAGAACAGAACUUGUGAGCAAGCAAAGAUUCUGCCUCACUGGUGCCCCUGUCAAAUAUUUGAGUCCAAACCAGUAGAUGACCCACUAGUAGUAAAAGCAGCUACUUCUAUAAUUAAAGCUAUCAAUAAAUUGCUUCAGACCUAUCAGACAUGUGCAGUUUUACAAAUUUAUAAUAUUACUGAUGCCAGGACAGUUAAAACUAAUGAAAAGGUGCGGUUUGUAAGACACGAAAAUGCCGUUCUUAAUCGACGUGUGAUAUAUGGCGCCAAAGUUAGUGAAUUUAUUGACUAUCUAAUUACUCUUAGAGCAAAGCCCAGUGAAGGACAUUUUGAAGGAACUGUUCGACAUGGUGUUCAGAAAGGGCUGCUGUGUAGUUCUUUGAGGGCGUCGGUGAUCUUGAAAGUAUCAGCUGUCAUCGGAAAGCCUUUCCAUUAUCCGAUUAGAAUUUCUGGUACAAGACGGCGUUUCGAAUAUGGAGUGAUUCCCAGAGAGGCCAUUGUUGUUUUGCCAUCGUACUACAGAUCGAUAUGUCCUGCCAGAUUCACUGCAAAAGUAAUGUCUGAUCUGGUUACAGUGGCUAUGUAUAAUAAGGCUCCAAUGGCUUGCCUGUACUUGGUAUUGUCCACUGGUGGAGAGAUUUACUCUUCCUUUGGAUAA
Messenger RNA from Stegodyphus dumicola, 2133 nucleotides. RefSeq lists its product as uncharacterized. The record is from RefSeq and is a predicted model, not a curated record. NCBI's taxonomy places the organism in Eukaryota, Metazoa, Arthropoda, Arachnida, Araneae, Eresidae.